This is a messenger RNA of Colossoma macropomum (tambaqui), 2647 nucleotides long. It is a transcript of the gene gpc4, whose product is annotated as glypican 4. Gene Ontology annotation, molecular function: protein binding. Gene Ontology annotation, biological process: regulation of protein localization to membrane; regulation of signal transduction; cell migration. The coding region runs from base 616 to 2274 and encodes 552 amino acids. The record is from RefSeq and is a predicted model, not a curated record. Gene Ontology annotation, cellular component: plasma membrane; extracellular region; cell surface. NCBI's taxonomy places the organism in Eukaryota, Metazoa, Chordata, Actinopteri, Characiformes, Serrasalmidae. The transcript is spliced from 9 exons.
GUAGCGCGAACAAGCAGCAGCGAGGCAACGCGGCCACUCCAGCCUGCUGCUGUCCAGCCUUAAAACCUGCAGCGCUGAGGAGAAAAAACUUCUUACAAACUUUAUUUCUGUUCUCCAAGACUUUUCUCACGCGGAGCCCGGUCGGACUGAACGGCUUUCCAACGAAAGCGGUACCACAAGUAACUUUUUACGGCGAGUUUAUGUUUUUUUAACGUACGUGAGGUGCUAGCGCUGCUCUCGGACGACUGGCUUUUGUUUUUUUAACCAGUUUGAACAGAUUUUUUUUAUUGCACCGCGAGGAGCGACCGCGUUAGAACUGAGUUUCUGUCUUUUCUCGAAUGGUCGCCCUCAUUGUGUAGUCGCUAAAGAGUUUUACUCUUAAUUCUUAAAGGGCUGAAGGCGGACUGUCCUCGGAGAGUAACGUACACAGCUCGAGCUGAACGGCUUUACAGAAGUGAACUAACUUCAGCACAGAGAGUGAGAGAGAGAGACACGGCGCAUCUCUCCAUGAGGAGCUCCAGCGCGGGAGCAGAAGUUUUCUCCUAACACAGGCUGAGUUUUCUCCUGUUUUUUCGGUUUUUGUUCGAGUGGGUGCUCCAUUAGUUCCACACAGCGAUGAAGACAGCUGUUGCCUUCGCUGUUUGUGCGUGUGUCGUGAUUUUGGUCUCCGCCGCGGUUGAGCAGAAGUCGAAAAACUGCAAUGAAGUCAGAACCGCUUACAGCUCGAAAGGCUUCAACAUCAACGACGUCCCCAACAAAGGAGUACACGGAGCCCAUCUGAAAGUAUGUCCUCAAGGCUUCUCCUGCUGCACUCUGGAGAUGGAGGAGAAGCUGAGUCAGCAAAGCCGCUCAGACCUGAAGGCUCCUGUCUCUCAGCUGAGCUCCAACCUGCAGAGCACCUUCACACAGAGACACCAACACUUCGAUCAGUUCUUCAAAGAGCUGCUUAACAACGCAGAGAAGUCACUGCAUGACAUGUUCGUGCGCACCUAUGGCGUGAUGUACGUGAAGAACGCUGAGCUGUUCAAGCAUUUCUUCCACGAGCUGCGGCGCUACUACGCCUCUGGGGGUGCCACUGUGCACCUGGACACCAUGCUGGCGGAGUUCUGGGCUGAGCUGCUGGAGCGUAUGUUCCGGCUGGUCAACGUGCAGUACGAGUUCACCGACACCUACAUGGAGUGUGUGAGCCGGCACACGGAACAGCUAAAGCCCUUCGGCGACGUUCCGCGCAAACUGAGGCUUCAGCUGACCCGCGCCUUUGUGGCGGCUCGCACCUUCACCCUCGGCCUGGCACUCAUCCCCGACGUGGUCAGCAAAGUCUCCACGGUGAGUGCCUCUCCGAGUUGUGUGCGUGCAGCUAUGAAAAUGUUGUACUGCCCAUACUGCACAGGCCAGGUGGCUCUGAAGCCCUGUAAGAACUACUGCCUCAACGUAAUGCGCGGCUGUUUGGCCAACCAGGCCGACUUGGACACUGAAUGGAACAACUUCCUGGAUGCCAUGUUGAGUCUGGCUGAGAGACUGGAGGGUCCAUUCAACUUUGAGUCUGUAAUGGACCCCAUUGAUGUGAAGAUCUCAGAUGCUAUCAUGAACAUGCAGGAAAACAGCAUGCAAGUCUCACAGAAGGUGUUCCAGGGUUGUGGACAGCCAAAACCCACGUUUCGCGCUCGACGUUCUACAAAAGACUCAGGCUUCCCUGGCCGCUUCCGUCCCUACAGCCCUGAUGCCAGACCCACCACUGCAGCCGGCACCAAUAUGGACCGACUGGUGACUGAUGUGAAGAAGAAGCUGAAGCAUGCCAAGAAGUUCUGGUCCACACUGCCAGAGACAGUUUGUGUUGGAGAAAGGGUUGCCCAGGGCGAUGAGUGCUGGAAUGGUACAGCCAAGAGCAGGUAUGAAUCUGUAGUCAUGGGCAACGGCUUGGCCAACCAGGUAUCCAAUCCCCAUGUUGAAGUAGACAUCACCAAGCCAGACGUUGUGAUUCGCCGACAAAUUGCUGUGCUGAAAGAAAUGACCAGCCGGCUGAAGGCUGCUCACAGUGGAAAUGACAUCACUUUUGAUAACGAAGAGGAUGGCAGCGGAGAGGAAAGUGGCAGUGGCUGCGAUUUGUCCUCUUGCAACAAUGAUGACAUGUACUUUUCCACCCCUCCGCCUGUCAAGAUCCACGUGCCUUACACAGACAGGGGUUCCUCCAGCGGUGUGCGAUUGGCCCGCUCUAGCCUGGUUCUGGCCCUGGCAGGCCUUGCUCUGGCUCUCCUGGCACCCCGCACCAGAUAAGAGUACCCUAGAGAACAGAGAGGUUGAGCAGUACUGAGGAAAACAGAAAACUGUCAGAGGACAUUUUAAUGAAAAAGGAAAAAAAGACAGCCUUCAGGACUAUGGUCUGCCUGCCAUCUAGGGAAGACUCUAGCUAUUAAUAUUGUAACUUCACCUUAAUUUUUAUAUAUAUAUAUAUAUAUAUAUAUAUAUAUAUAUAUAUAUAUAAUAUAAAUGGACGGUCAUGUACAGCAGUGGGAUUCACAACAGCAAUACGCCUCCCUUUGGUCCAUUUUCACACUGGACUUUGCUCCCUCCAGCCAUUAUCAGUGUUCAGUGCUACACAAUUAGUUUUCUUUUCUUUUGUCUCUUCCCAAAAUGAGCCUUAGUGGUU